Messenger RNA from Drosophila eugracilis, 2116 nucleotides. RefSeq lists its product as uncharacterized. Bases 48 to 1991 code for a protein of 647 amino acids. Gene Ontology annotation, molecular function: potassium ion binding; magnesium ion binding; pyruvate kinase activity. Gene Ontology annotation, biological process: glycolytic process. Lineage: Eukaryota; Metazoa; Arthropoda; Insecta; Diptera; Drosophilidae. The record is from RefSeq and is a predicted model, not a curated record. Gene Ontology annotation, cellular component: cytoplasm. The transcript is spliced from 2 exons.
UCACACUUCUCUUUAUUUGUUUACCAAAUUCUCUAUCGUUUCCCAACAUGAGCCAAAAUGAGGAUAGUAACACGGAAGGAAGAGGUUCGACCAUUGAGUCUAUAAUAGACCAAAUGUUUAGCCGACUCCGCAUCAUCGCCGUGGAUGUGGAGAAGUUGCAGAAGGCCAAGGAGAAGCUCGGAAACAUUCAGCGACGGACCACUUUUUAUCACCUUUUGGGCCCGGAAGAUGAUGGCAGCAUUUUCCGCCACGAAAGUGAAAUUAACGCCUUCCGCUCCAAGAUCUCUUUGGCCUCGGGCUUCAACCAGAAAUUUGAAACGGGCUCGGACGAGGAACUCGACUUCGAGGAAUUGAGCGAGGAUCUGUGCCAAAUUCCGUUUGAGGAGGAUCGCUGGCAUGCCUUUUUCAAAGGCUUCCAGAUACUAACCUCUCCACAAGCCCCCGAUCCCAACGAGAACCGGAAAUGUGUGGAACUUAGGGCAAAUAUGACUUGCGAAAAUGAGAUCAAAAGUUAUCUGCUUAACGGAGCCCGUUGCUUCAUGGUCAAUCUUUUCGUGGGCACCCAACAUGAUAACCAGAACCUGAUCGUAAAGCUGCGUGAGGCGGAGAUCAGUGUUUCCAAGGAGCUGGGCUUUCCGGUGGCGUCCUCAGUCAUGGUGAGGAUUUCACCGCGCCACCAGUUCACCGGUGGUAUCAACCCUUUGUUGACCCAGGAUGGCCAGGACAAGGCAAGUGUCGAAUUGGUGGAGGGCCAAAAGUUAGUUCUGACCGUGGAUCGGGAGUACUCCAAACGAUGCAGCUCGGAGGUUAUAUAUGUGAACGCUCGCUUUUUGUUAGUUGAUGUGAAGCAUUUGGACUUCAUUCUCAUUGGCGAGGAUAUCCAGCUGGUUGUGCGGAGCAUCCACUCUGACCACCUCAACUGCUGCGUGGCUAAGGGCGGGAUGCUCUACUCCUACAUGCCCGUCCUCUUUCCGGCAAGGUGCCGUCGUUUCCGGGUCUCGUACGAGGAGUUGGAGGACCUGACUUUCGCCAGAGAGGUGGGCUUGAAUGUGGUUGUGUCUCAUAUUGUAGGCACCCCAAAGUACCUGGACGAUUUGGAGCAGGCGAUGGCCGCGAUGCACUGCGAUGGCAUGCGGCUGUAUGCCAGAGUGGUUCUCAACGAGAUCAUAGGCUGCAAGGGGGAGCUGAACUGGGCCACCAAGCGCUACGAUGGGUUCCUAGUGGAACUGGCCAAGCCUGCGGUGGUCCCGGACAUCAUGCACCUAUGUCCCGACGCUGAGUGCUUUAUGCAACUAGCUUACGCUUCGAAGAAACCCAUUAUCUUUGAUCCGCGGCUUAUAGACGAACAAAAGCUUAGGGUGGACCCGGCUCACUAUUACUACACGUUCUACUAUCCGGACAAGUACGUGAUGUCCUGCCCACGUGACAAAAGCACCAUCUACUUCCGCUUCCUGCAAAACGCCAUCUUCCAGCAGAUCUGCCCGGUAGCGCUGGAGCGUACUCCUUAUUGUGAUCGUUCCCACACGGGAGCGGAUAGCCUCGCGAGGGCCGUAGUAACGGCCUCAAUGGAGGUUCAUGCAGUGUCUAUCGUUGUGAUCGGUGUCACCACCAGGAUGGUGCAGAAGAUCGCUCACUUUCGGCCGCAGACUCCUAUCCUUUUCAUCAGCCAUAUGCGAUCAGUCGAGGAUUACGUAUCGAUGUACCACAACGUCACAAUGCUCCCAUUCCGCUCCACCUGUCUUAUGUCGCACCAGAAAAACGUCUACCGGAAAGCACUCUACGCUAUGGCCUACUUAGUCAAGCGUAAGAUUGCCCAGCAAAACGAUCCGGUGAUCUUGGUGUACAACUAUGAAGAUGGCACAAAGUUCCCCGAAAAGUACAUAAUCUACAAGCUAGACAAGAAUCACUUUGCUGACCACUUGGCUGAGACUCUCUUCACUGUGGGCCGCGAGCAGAAGGUAAAGACUUUCAACGAUUCGGAGACCAAUUAGAUUUCAUAUACAUACUAUGUGUGUAGAUUAUUUAUUUGGUUUGGUGAGUAAUCGGAAUGUUAUUGUGUUGGCUUAAAAUAUACAAAACAGAUACAUACAUAAAUAUAGAUACACAUUUCCUACAA